GAGGGGGAUCAAUGCGGAGGCUCUCAGUCUCGCUCACACACAGCCAAGAUGCAGAGAGCUACCGUCCUUCUCCUCCUGGCCCUUGUGGCUCCAGCCUUUGGGGGGCCCGUGGCCCCUGCGUCCCUCUUCCCCACCCAGGAGAACUUCAACAAGCAGCAGUUCAUGGGGAAGUGGUAUGAGAUUGCCAUGGCAUCCUCCAGCGCCCAUCCUCUUCACAGGGGCGAGAGAUCAAUGAGCACCUGGGAGCUGGAAUCAGGAGACAGCAACGCGGUCAACGUGAUGAUGACUGCCUUCAGGCAUGGGUUGUGUAAGGAAAUGUCUUCCGUCUAUGAGAUGACUGAAACCCCUGGGAGGAUGUCCUAUCACACCAAGCAUGGGACUGUUGUGAACGCGUACGUGGUCCACACAAACUAUGACGAGUACGCCAUCAUAGCCUUGUCACAAGAAAGACAAGGAGAUAACAGGACCAUUUCGUUCAAACUUUUUGGUCGCUCCAUGGAACUGCGCCCCACUCUGAUGACUGAUUUUAGCCAGCUGGUGAAGGAGCAGGGCAUGGGCGAAGACUCUGUUAUUGUCCUACUGAAGAAAGAGAAAUGUACUCCAGGAGACAUUGCGCUAGAGACAGAGUUUCAGAGAGUAAGGAGAAAUGUAGCCCUGCUCACACCUGCUGAGGAAGGCUCAGGAGAUGAUGAUACACCCAUCUUCCGCAAUCCAGACUCCUGUCAGAUGGCCCCCGUCGUGGGCCCCUGUUUCGGGAUGGUCCAGCGCUUCCACUACAACUCCACCCUCAUGGCCUGCCUGCCAUUCUUCUACGGCGGUUGCCUCGGCAACCAGAACAACUUCGUAUCGGAGAAGGAAUGUCUACAGGGCUGCCGCACGGAGGCUGCCUGUAGGCUGCCCAUAGAUGAGGGCUCCUGCACCUUAAACACAGAGCUGUGGGCCUUCAACUCCACUGAGGGCAAGUGCAUCCCCUUCAAGUACGGCGGCUGCAAGGGGAACGGCAACAAGUUCUACAGCCAAAAGGAGUGUGAUGAGUACUGCGGGGUGGUGAAGGACGGAGAUGAAGAAUUGCUCAAGAAAAACUGAAGGAGGUGAGGGAACAGCAAGCUGGGCGAUGAACAAUCUACUGCAGCCGGACAACACAGAGCGACCACAGAGGACACUGAUUCAGGACAGACCAGUACUAGUUGUAACAAGACAUACAUACUCUGAUAUAUGGUAUACUUCCCAUCUGCAGCUUUCAUUUGUUUGUAUUUUUGACCUUCUUCUAUCACCGUGUUAGAAGUUCAACAGGGCACUUUUUGCACGACAUACAAAAGAAUUAUUUUUGAGGCCAUGUUCUGGGAUGUUAGUGUUACACAGAAAGCUAAAUAGGUUCUUGUGCUUAUUUUCCUUCCUGUGAGUAGUUUCCAUGUUGAAAACUUGUAUACUGAGUAUAAAAGUGUGGAUCCUCAUGCAA
Conger conger (European conger) is the source of this 1459-nucleotide messenger RNA. RefSeq names its product alpha-1-microglobulin/bikunin precursor (gene ambp). The coding region runs from base 49 to 1086 and encodes 345 amino acids. Gene Ontology annotation, cellular component: cell surface; plasma membrane. Gene Ontology annotation, molecular function: serine-type endopeptidase inhibitor activity. NCBI's taxonomy places the organism in Eukaryota, Metazoa, Chordata, Actinopteri, Anguilliformes, Congridae. The record is from RefSeq and is a predicted model, not a curated record. The transcript is spliced from 10 exons.